Messenger RNA from Cynocephalus volans (Philippine flying lemur), 1314 nucleotides. RefSeq names its product glucosaminyl (N-acetyl) transferase 3, mucin type (gene GCNT3). Bases 1 to 1314 code for a protein of 437 amino acids. The record is from RefSeq and is a predicted model, not a curated record. Gene Ontology annotation, cellular component: membrane. Gene Ontology annotation, molecular function: acetylglucosaminyltransferase activity. The transcript has a single exon. NCBI's taxonomy places the organism in Eukaryota, Metazoa, Chordata, Mammalia, Dermoptera, Cynocephalidae.
AUGAUUAAGUGGAAGAGACUCUGCCAGAAGCAUUACCUGUGGGCUCUAGGCUGCUAUAUUCUGCUGGCCAUUGUUGCUCUGCGACUUUCUCUCAGAUUGAAAUGUGACUCUGAUCAUCUGGAUCUGGAGUCCAGGGAAUUUCGUAGCCUGCGCUGUAGGGGUAUCUUGUACAAGUCCCUGAAGCUGCCAGCAGGGAGGUCCAUCGACUGUCCAGGGAUCACCCGGGGGUACCAGGAAGCAGUGAGCCAGGCUAUGCUGAAUAAACUGGAGGUCAAAAAGAAGCGGGCACCUUUCACAGAUGCUGACUACCUCUAUAUGACUAGAAACUGUGAGCACUUUAAGGCCAAGAGGAAGUACAUACAGUUUCCACUGAGCAAAGAGGAGCUAGACUUCCCUAUUGCAUACUCUAUGGUGGUUCAUGAGAAAAUUGAAAGCUUUGAAAGGCUGCUGCGAGCUGUGUAUGCUCCUCAGAACAUAUACUGCAUCCACAUGGAUGAGAAGUCCCCAGAAACUUUCAAAGAGGCAGUCAGGGCGAUUACAUCUUGCUUCCCAAAUGUCUUCAUAGCCAGUAAGCUGGUUCGGGUGUUUUAUGCUUCCUGGUCCAGGGUGCAGGCUGACCUGAACUGCAUGGAAGACUUGCUCCAGAGCUCAGUGCCAUGGAAAUACUUCCUGAAUACAUGUGGGACAGACUUUCCUAUAAAGACCAAUGCUGAGAUUGUCCAGGCCCUCAAGAUGUUGAAUGGGAAGAACAGUAUGGAGUCAGAGAUACCUACUGAGUACAAAAAAAUCCGCUGGAAAUAUCACUAUGAGAUGACAGACCAAUUAUACAUAACCAGCAAGAAGAAGGAUCCUCCCCCUAAUAAUGUAACUAUGUUUAUAGGGAAUGCCUAUAUUGUGGCUUCUCGAGACUUCAUUCAACAUGUCUUAAAGCACCCCAAAUCCCAACAACUGAUUGAAUGGGUAAAAGACACCUACAGCCCUGAUGAACACCUCUGGGCCACCCUUCAGCGUGCACCAUGGAUGCCUGGCUCUCUUCCCUACCACCGCAAGUAUGACAUCUCAGACAUGACUGCCAUUGCCAGGCUGGUCAAGUGGGAGGGACAUGAGGGAGAUGUCAGUGAGGGGGCACCUUAUGCACCUUGCUCUGGAGCCCACCAGCGGUCUGUCUGUAUUUAUGGAGCUGGGGACCUGCACUGGAUACUUCAAAACCAUCACCUGUUGGCCAACAAGUUUGACCCAAAGGUGGAUGAUAAUGUUCUUCAGUGCUUAGAAGAGUACUUGCGUUAUAAGGCCAUCUAUGGGACUGAACUCUGA